Molecule: messenger RNA, 3053 nt
Organism: Atta colombica
Lineage: Eukaryota; Metazoa; Arthropoda; Insecta; Hymenoptera; Formicidae
Gene: TfIIFalpha
Product: general transcription factor IIF subunit 1
Exons: 8
Coding region: 1386-2993 (535 amino acids)
Biological process (GO): positive regulation of transcription elongation by RNA polymerase II; transcription initiation at RNA polymerase II promoter
Cellular component (GO): transcription factor TFIIF complex; nucleus
Molecular function (GO): TFIIF-class transcription factor complex binding; DNA binding; RNA polymerase II general transcription initiation factor activity
Source: RefSeq, a predicted model, not a curated record
AAAAUACCCACAGUGCUUCGGCCGGCAUUGAUUUCGAACUUAUUGCCGCUCUUCAAUUAUCUCAUCGAUUCGCGAAGAUGUGUGGCAUUUCAUCCCGUACCUAUAAAAAGAGAUCUGAUACGGCAUGAAGCUGAUUAUGAAAUGCGCGAUUCCAUAAUGAUUCUCGUAUUUGAAGCAUCCUGUACUCAGCAACAUAUUAAGACACUACAAAGCCCUAAAUGCGACAUAAUUUCAUAAUGGAAUUGUGCUGUUAACACUGUUUGCUUUAGGAAAUAUUUAACUAUUGGAAUUAUUUUUUUAAAACGAGAUGAUAACAGAUUGUUGAUAACAGAAACUUGAUUGAUAUCAAUAGGCUUAUCAGGAAGAAAGUCUAAGGCCGGAAUUAGAUUAUCCAUUGAAGAUUAAAGAUUAAAAUUUCACCAAUGAUGAAGACAAAGAAGUUUUGGGUUCUUUUGUUCUGAUUGGUCAAACUUCAAUCUUUCAAUCUUCAAUCUUAUUCUUCAAUGUGUAGUCUGAUUCUGAUCUAAGGAGACCACUUACGUAAAUAAUGGCCACAGAUUCUUGCAUAAAACAUAGUGCAUAAGGGAAUCAACCAAUCGAAAUUCUUCUUUUCUAUGGAAUGGGAGGAAAGGAAAAAUUCUGAUUAGUUGAUUCGCUUAUGCACUAUGCAUUAUGCGUUAUGCAAAAGUCUAAACUGCGGCCUUAGGGCUGCGUUUUAGUAUAUCCACACAACUUGCAUAGCUGCAUAAACGUAUGCAUAAAAAAAAUUAUCCAAUCGCAUUUCUCCUAUAUAAACGCGCGUAAAAUGUGAUUGGAUAAUUUUCUUUAUGCAACGUUUAUGCGACUAUGCAAGUUAUAUGGAAUGGCUCUAAAAGUGGAUCGAUUUUGUUUGUUCGAGUUAAGUUUCGAUUCUUUACACUCGCGACGCUUGUGAACUUGGUAAUGCUGUCGCCUGCGCAAGGAAGACCACAGGAAGUGUUAUGAAUGUUAAACGUAACUUAACGUCAUAAAAGCUGACCAUAUCGACUUCCUUCUAUUUUCGGAGACGAAAGCUAAUCUAAGAAGAACCCUGUAAAAAGGCGAUUUUUUUCUGCGAUUAAUUUUCGUCAGGAUUAUCGGGAAGGAAGAUUAAUCGCAAAACUGAGUCUCCUUAAUCUUUCUUCCUGGAGAAACAGCUGAUUCUUCCUUUUUUUAUAGUGCUUUCAAUGAGUUGGCAACACUGAUUGGCAGUAAAUUUGGAACACAGUAAUUAUUUUAUUAUUUGCGAGCAGAUGUUUGUAGAUUUUGUUAGGGUUAAUGUUGGGGUUAAUUAUAGAAAUCAGAAAUACGUUCGUUUAAAUCAUAAAUGCAGUGUUAAAUCAUAAAGUUUUUAUUAAAUUACAAUAAUGAAUUCAAAUGCAGUUUCAAAGUCUUCAGUUGCACCAUCCGUGCAGGAAUUUAGUAUUAGAGUACCAAAAAAUAGUAAGAAGAAGCAUAAUGUCAUGAGAUUCAAUGCAACACUGAAUGUAGAUUUUUCGAAAUGGUCCCAAGUAAAAAUGGAACGGGAGAACAAUAUGAAAGAGUACAAGGGUAUCGAAGAAGAAAUGCCAAAGUUUGGUGCUGGAUCUGAAUUUGGACGUGAUGCCAGAGAAGAAGCUAGAAGAAAGAAAUAUGGCAUUACCAGUAGGAAAUAUAAACCGGAGGAUCAACCAUGGAUUUUAAAAUCAGGAGGAAAAACUGGAAAGAAAUUCAAAGGUAUUCGGGAAGGAGGAAUCAGUGAAAAUGCUGCAUAUUAUGUCUUUACGCAUGCUGCUGAUGGUGCUAUAGAAGCCUUUCCUUUACAUGAAUGGUAUAACUUUCAACCAAUCCAGAGAUACAAGUCCCUCAGUGCCGAAGAGGCAGAGCAGGAAUUCAGUCGUAGGAACAAAGUAAUUAAUUAUUUCUCAUUAAUGUUACGAAAGAGAUUGAGAAAUGAUGAAGAUGGUGGAGAUGAAGAGGAACUAGUAGAAGGUGGUAAAGGCAAGAGACCUGGUAAAAAGGAGAAAGAACUGCAAAUAUCAGAAUUGGACGAAUGGAUGACUGAUGAUGAUGAAUCAGGCAGCGAUGAAGAUGAGAAUAAGAAAGGAUCUGAAGAUGAGGAUGAUGGAAAAAAGAAAAAGAAAGACAAAAUUCAAUUGGAAAAGAAGAAAAAGAAGAAAAAUGUCUCAGAUGAUGAAGCAUUUGAGGAAAGUGAUGACGGCGAUGAGGAAGGAAGAGAAUGUGAUUAUAUUUCUGAUUCUUCUGUUUCUGAAUCAGAAUCAGAACCACAGAAGGAAGUUAAGUCUGUGGCAGAAGAAGAUGCUUUGAGAAAGUUGCUCGUGUCCGACGAAGACGAAGAUGAGGAGGAACAGACAGAUAAAAAAGAUGGAGAAAUAGAUAAGGAUGAAGACGAGGAAGGAAAAGAAAAAGAUGAUAAAGAUAAAGACAAACUUUCUAAAGAAAUGGAUAAGAAGAAAGAUAAAAAGAAGAAGAAAAAAGCCAAGAAAAAGGAUCAGAAGAAAUCAGCGUCAGGAAAGGAUUCUUCCAGCGAUUUCUCUAGUGAUUCGGAAUCAGAUUCUGAUACAGCGUUAAAAGAAAAGGAUAAUAAGAAGCCUAACAGUGCACACAGCUCGAGAUCUGCAACACCGACACCUUCAGCGUCCGGUGUCUCAGAUUCUUUUAAGAGAAAGCAAUCUGGUUCUCCAGACUUAUCGCAAGCGAAAAAAUUAAAACUCGAUAAUUUCAAUCUAGUUCCAGUAACAUCAUAUAUACCGGGAACGAGCGAAUCGGGAAUCACAGAGGAUGCAGUGAGGCGAUAUUUAAUGCGCAAGCCUAUGACAACAACCGAGUUGCUGCAAAAAUUCAAAUCCAAGAAAACUGGUCUCACAUCCGAGCAACUUGUCAACAUUAUGACUCAAAUAUUAAAAAAGAUAAAUCCCACCAAGCAAACUAUCAAGAACAAAAUGUAUUUAUCAAUCAAAGCGCAAUCCAACUGAUGUCAGUGCGCAUAUGCCGUCUCGAGUUGCUCGAGAUUACACAUGUUUGUUCAGUUAUAU